AUGUCUACCGGCAGCUCGGAACUGAAAUGGAAGGUAAGAGAAGAAUUGUUCGUGAUGUUUGGUGAACAUGCAGCAGGUGGAGGCAACAACAAGAGAAUGUCUGUGGAAAGAAUCUAUCAGAAGAAGACUCAGCUCGAACAUAUAUUGUUACGUCCAGACACGUACAUUGGCUCUGUAGAGACUGUUACACAGUCAAUGUGGGUGAUGGAUAUUGAGGCGAAUCAGAUGGUACAGAAGGAUAUUACCUUUGUUCCAGGUCUCUACAAGAUCUUUGAUGAAAUCAUGGUGAAUGCGGCUGACAAUAAACAGAGAGAUGCUAAAAUGGACUGUAUCAAGAUAGAAAUUGAUCCAGAGAGCAACAAAAUCAAGGUGUGGAACAACGGGAAAGGUAUCCCUGUAGUUAUGCACAAGACAGAGAAGAUGUUUGUACCAACCAUGAUCUUUGGACACCUACUGACGUCAAGCAACUACGAUGACACUGAGAUGAAAGUUACAGGUGGUAGGAACGGGUAUGGUGCCAAGUUGUGUAAUAUCUUCAGCAAAAAGUUUAUUGUGGAGACCUCUUCCAACGAAUACAAGAAAGCUUUUAAACAGACAUGGUCUGACAACAUGUCUAAGACCAAGGAGCCCACAAUCACGGAUUCUAAGGAGUCAGACUUCACCUCAGUGACUUUCUACCCAGAUCUGGAGAAAUUCAAGAUGGAUAAGCUGAAUGAUGAUGUGGUUGCACUGUUUACUAGACGAGCCUACGAUAUAGCUGCCAGUUCUAAGGGGGUCAAAGUUUUUCUCAACGGCAAGAGGGUGCCUGUCAAGGGAUUUCGAGAUUACAUAGACUUGUACCUGAAAGAUAAAACAGAUGAUGCAGGGGCUCCGCUGAAAAUUGUCCAUGAGGUGAUCAAUGAGAGGUGGGAAGUGGCAGUAGCUCAGAGUGACAAGGGCUUUCAGCAAGUCAGUUUUGUCAACAGCAUUGCUACAACUAAGGGUGGUCGCCAUGUUGAUUAUGUUGCUGACCAGUGUGUUACCAAGCUCAUUGAUGUUGUCAGGAGGAAAAACAAGGGAGGUGUCAAUAUUAAACCUUUCCAGGUCAAAAAUCACUUGUGGGUAUUUGUGAACUGUCUCAUUGAGAACCCAACCUUUGACUCCCAGACCAAAGAGAACAUGACCAAACAGGCCAAAGGGUUUGGUUCCAAAUGUGUGCUGUCGGAAAAGUUCAUUCAGCAGGUGAACAAGUGUGGGAUUGUUGAGAGCAUCUUAUCCUGGAUGAAGUUCAAGGCACAGGCCCAGCUCAACCAGAAAUGCCACUCCUCGAAACAUUCCAAGCUCAAGGGCAUCCCCAAACUAGACGAUGCCAACGAUGCUGGCACCAAGAACUCGCAGUCCUGUACCUUGAUUCUCACUGAGGGAGACUCAGCCAAAUCUCUUGCUAUGGCUGGAGUGUCUGUCAUCGGGCGUGACAGAUACGGUGUUUUCCCACUGAAGGGUAAAAUGCUCAAUGUGCGGGAGGCCACACACAAACAGAUCAUGGACAAUGCUGAAGUCAACAACAUCAUCAAGAUUCUAGGUCUGCACUUCAAAGAAAACUAUGAUGAUCCAGAGAAGCUCCGGCAACUGAGAUACGGAAAGUUGAUGAUCAUGACUGAUCAGGAUCAGGACGGCUCACACAUCAAGGGACUCCUUGUCAACUUUAUCCAUCACUUUUGGCCCAGCUUGCUGCGGCACAAUUUUGUAGAGGAGUUCAUCACUCCCAUUGUCAAGGUUUCAAAAGCGAAGACGGAAAGAUCUUUCUACAGUUUGCCUGAGUUUGAGGAGUGGAAGCGAGCAACCGACAAUUGGCACACAUACAAGAUAAAGUAUUACAAAGGUUUGGGCACAUCCACAGCCAAGGAGGCCAAGGAGUAUUUUUCUGACAUGCAGCGGCACAGGAUCCCAUUCCAUUACGCUGGGGGCGAGGACGACUCUGCCAUUGUUCUGGCUUUUAGCAAGAAGAAAUGUGAAGAGAGGAAGGAGUGGCUGACUAAUCACAUGUUGGAGAAGAAGAGGAGAUUGGAGUUAGGGCUUCCAGAACUGUACCUCUAUGGCAAAGAAACACGCAGUAUCUCCUUCAGUGACUUUGUCAACAGAGAGCUCAUUCUCUUCAGCAAUGCAGAUUUGGUUCGCUCCAUCCCUUCUCUCAUGGAUGGCCUUAAGCCAGGUCAGAGAAAGGUCAUAUUCACCUGCCUGAAGCGAAAUCUCGUCAACAAGGAACUCAAGGUGGCACAGCUUGCAGGUUCUGUUGCUGAACAGUCUGCCUACCAUCACGGAGAGAAUUCUCUAAUGAGCACCAUCAUUGGCUUGGCACAGAACUACGUGGGCAGCAACAACUUGAAUUUGCUGCAACCUCUAGGUCAGUUUGGAACAAGAUUCCACGGCGGCAAAGAUGCUGCUAGCCCACGUUACAUUUUCACAAUGUUGAGCCCGCUUGCACGACAUAUAAUGAAUGCCAACGACGAUGCCUUGUUGACACACUUGUAUGAUGACAACCAGAAGAUUGAGCCAGAGUGGUACUGCCCUACCAUUCCCAUGGUGCUGGUCAACGGAGCUGAGGGUAUCGGCACUGGCUGGUCCACCAAGAUUCCAAACUACGAUGUCAGGGAGAUUGUGGCAAACAUUCACAGAAUGUUGGAUGGUCUAGAUCCGUUGCCAAUGCUGCCUUCUUUCAAAGGAUUUAAAGGUGUCAUUGAGGAUGUAGGCACUGGUGAUGGCCGUUACGCCGUACAUGGAGAGAUUGCAGUUAUUAACGAGACGACUUUAGAGAUCACAGAGUUACCUGUUCGAACCUGGACCCAGACAUACAAGGAAGAUGUUUUAGAGGUUAUGUUACAUGGCACUGAAAAGCAACCACCUAUUAUUACUGACUACAAGGAGUACAACACAGAAUCUUCUGUGAAAUUUGUAGUGCUGUUCAAUCAUGAGGGCUGUAUCAAAC
Molecule: messenger RNA, 2965 nt
Organism: Candidula unifasciata
Lineage: Eukaryota; Metazoa; Mollusca; Gastropoda; Stylommatophora; Geomitridae
Source: the annotation of a GenBank genome assembly